Messenger RNA from Funneliformis geosporum, 1425 nucleotides. NCBI's taxonomy places the organism in Eukaryota, Fungi, Glomeromycota, Glomeromycetes, Glomerales, Glomeraceae. The record is from the annotation of a GenBank genome assembly.
AUGAAUUCAAUAUUCCACUCUGGUCUUUCAAAAGAUCUUUCUUUAAUUCUAAAUGAUUCCGAUGAUUUUAAUGUUAUCAUCCAAGCAGGUGAAAAUCAAAAUACAAAAGAGUUUAGAGCGCAUUCAGUUAUUUUACGUGCACGCUCUCCAUAUUUUAAGACUGCCUUUUCUUCAAGUUGGAUUGCAAAAAAGGAUAAUAUGAUCAUAUUCAAUAAACCAAACGUCACUCCAAUUGUUUUUGAUAUGAUUCUCAAAUACAUUUACAUGGGUGAACUUGUAUUGACCAAUCAGUCAGUUGAAGAUAUUCUUGGAUUAUUAAUCGCAUCAGAUGAAUUGCUUCUUGAGGAAUUAUUCGAAUAUAUCCAAGAUUACUUGAUUAAAGGAUACAAUAGUUGGAUUCAACAAAAUUUCGUUUUAGUACUUAAUACCGUAUUUAAACUUGCAAGUUGUAAGAAACUUCAAAAUUAUUGUCUUGAGUCAAUCUGCACAAACCCACGAUCAUUUAUCACUGCAGAAAACUUUUCAUCACUUGAUAAAUGUAUUCUUUAUGGCUUACUUGAAAGAGAUGAUUUUGCAAUCCAAGAAAUUGAUAUCUGGGAUGGUUUAAUCAAGUGGGGUAUUGAGCAGACACCUGGAUUGGGAAAUAUGAACUGUAAUAGAGCUAAUUGGAAUCAAGAGAAUUACGAAGCAUUGAAGAAGACGUUAAGUCAAUUCAUUCCACUUAUUCGGUUUGUGAAAAUUUCUCGUGCUGAGUUUUAUGAUCAAGUCCGUCCUUAUAAAGCCAUUAUUCCUAAAAAUCUUUAUGAAGAGAUUAAAGAAUUUUACUAUAAAGAUACCUUACCGAAGUCGAUUAUUAUAACGCCUCGAAGACCAGCAUCAACAAUCAUCAACCCAGCAUCGACAAUUAUAAAGCCAGAACUUGUAACUAUAGUAGCUAACUGGAUCGAUAGAAAUGAUUCAAAUAGUCUUUCAUCUAAUAACAAUUAUAAAUUUAAUUUGAUUUAUUUAAAAAGUCGAGAUGGAUUUGAUUGUGCGACAUUCAAUAACAAGUGUAGUGGACAAGGUCCAUUCGUAGUUUUGGUAAGAGUUGAAUCAAAGAAAAUCUAUGGAGGUUAUAAUCCAAUCGGCUAUGCAUUAAGAAGUAAUAAAUGGAUAUCUUCUUCAAAUAGUUUUAUCUUUUCUUUUGAAAAUGAUCAAGAUAUAUAUAAUAUGAAGAUUGGCAGAUUAAUCAAUGAAAAUAGAUGUAUAUAUGAGAAUUACCAUAGUACAUUUAUUGAUUUUGGAUAUCAAUUAUUUAUCAAAUGUUAUUAUGGUUCACGACUUUUUCUUGAAAACAAUUGUGAAAAGGGAUUUUAUGAUAUAUUUAAUUGCAUAGAUAGUUUACUGAUUGAAGAAAUUGAGGUUUUUGGUGUAGUUAAAAUUUAA